Molecule: messenger RNA, 2523 nt
Organism: Talaromyces stipitatus ATCC 10500
Lineage: Eukaryota; Fungi; Ascomycota; Eurotiomycetes; Eurotiales; Trichocomaceae
Exons: 7
Coding region: 1-2523 (840 amino acids)
Biological process (GO): DNA-templated transcription; positive regulation of transcription from RNA polymerase II promoter by galactose
Cellular component (GO): nucleus
Molecular function (GO): RNA polymerase II cis-regulatory region sequence-specific DNA binding; zinc ion binding; DNA-binding transcription factor activity, RNA polymerase II-specific
Source: RefSeq, a predicted model, not a curated record
AUGGCCCGUCGAAGGGUCGCCCCGGAAAACCGCGUUCGAGCUGCACAGGCCUGUGAGAACUGCAAGAAGCGCAAACAGAAAUGCAAUGGUACAUUUCCUUGCGCGAACUGUAGCAAGCGGCAGGUUCAAUGUUUCUUUGCCGGCUCCGUGCCUGCAACUGGAUCUUUUCCGGCAGUAUCCAGCACUGCGAUAGAGCAGCGUAGCAAUGGCCAAAAACGCAAGUUCUCAGACUUGGUUGCGAACAUGGAUGCGACGAAUCGAUCAGAAGAACCCACAAGGACAGCUGAUGAUCAACCAUAUCAGGGCUCUGCUUUUCCUGCCAACGUGAAUGAUGCGGCUUAUCAUACGACAGACCGAACGGUCAGUGUAUCGCAUCACGAGCAACAACAUCGAAAUCGAGAUUCUUUGCUUGUCAGAAACAUACCCACAACAUCCUCAGAUCAAGUCGAGCAAGCUGCACAUGAUGAGAUAUCAGACGAGACUGACGAGGCUGAGCUACAGGGGAUGUCGCGGAUGCUAGACGAUGGCAAGGGAAGAAUGCUCUAUAUUGGAGAUUCUGCCCCAUUAUCAUAUCUACAAACCAUUCGUCAACUUGUUGGUAGUGUAAUAGGGACCUCGAUGUUCACAGUCGAUCCGCGCCGACAUAAUAUCCUUGAGGCUUCAAUGCAGGCUCAAUCCACUGGCUUCCAGUAUGCCUUUACGCUCCCGGACCGUGAAGCUGCGUUGUAUCUGGUAGAUUCGUUCUUCAUCAGCACAAAAGGGAUGGUCCAUUUAUUCAACGAGCAAGUCUUCAAACAACGCGUCGAACGUACAUUUCAAAACCCCCUUGCGGCUGAUCAGUCGUGGAUGUGCAUUCUAUACCUUGUUUUCGCUGUGGGCCUGCAACUGCGAUGUGUUACGCCUCGCCCAUCACCCAAGGAAGCUGCAAUACUCAAAAGAUUGCUUUCCCCCGAUGUCGAUCGCAGCGAGAUGUUUUUUCUUUGCGCAAGGCAUCUUAAAGACUCUGCGUCAGGAAUUGAGGAUGGAGAUUUUGCCUCGAUUCAAGCACUACUGCUUAUGACUUUGUACAUGUUAUCGGUGGGAAAACGUAACACAGCAUGGGCUUAUAUUGGCAUGGCUGUGCGACUUGCAUAUGCUUUAGGAUUACAUAGAGCCGAAACGCAACGCGCAUAUGAUGAGAGGGAGAGACAAUCUAUGUCUCUACCAAGAGUUCUCCUCUGGCGUAGCCUUUACGUGAUGGAUCGAUUCCUCGCGUCCUGCCUUGGUCGACCAACUGCAAUUCAAGACGAAGAGAUUUCGGAAGAGCUUGUCCCUCAUAGAGAAAGAUUCAGAGACCUGUCGCCAGGAUCCGUGGAGAACUUUGAAUUCGAAGCCCUCUUUGCUUCUGUACAAGCAGCUCAAAUAAAUGGUAGUAUCUUGCAUCAAAUUUACCGAUCACGCAAAGUGUCUUUGAAAAUUGCACGACAAAUCGCAGUUCAGAUCCACGAGUGGACACAGUCUCUCCCGGAGAUACUGCAAUGGCGUCCGACUCCCAUGCCUCAUGACGACACUGGGAAAGCCAUGGGUCAAUUACAUAUAUGGAUGACAUAUUUCAGUACAAUCAUUCUCCUCACUCGCCCGUUCUUACUACUUCACGUCAAGAAAGUCAUUGCUCAGGAACGACGGAGGCCCAAUCCUCCACAUGCUCAUAAAUCACCGGAUUCAUCAGAGGCGGUUGCAAGUUCGCCCGGAGAGAUUCGUGUAGCGGAGAACCCUGAACUCAAGAAAUAUUCUGCUGCUUGUGUUCGAUCAGCGACGCAUAUGAUUCGUGCCGUGCAGACGAUUCGGGUGAAAGGGUGCUUGCCGAGGAGGAAUCCUUUUAUAAUAAACUGGAUGUUCAUUGCAGCCCUUAUCGUCUUGACAAAUUCAUUUUUCAAUGUCUACGAAAACCCCGAGAAUGACUCAAUCGCUCAAAUGGCAAUAUACCUUCAUCAACAUUUCGCGGAAUUUGAUCUAUUAGCAGCUCGAUACUUACAUAUCCUAAAAUCCUUCCAGAAAACUAUUGCCGAUCGUCGGUCAAUGAAUGGGUUGCUGCAGACGAAUGGUAGGAACUAUACAUUAAAGGAUCCAAUCGAGGAUCUUUUCUCGGGAAAGGGACUUCCUUCCCAGCGCCGUGGUCACAGUAACAAUGAAACUACUAUGCUAUCUACGGAUCAGGCCUCAAAUUUGGCACCACCAACACAACCCCCCGUGUCAUGGGAGUGGCCUGCGACUACAACUUCUUUACCCCGGGUCACCAGUACUAGCACAACAGGUGGUAUAGAUCUAAACUCUGUACCCAACGGAAUCUCCGGUGACGGCAGCAAUGGAUUUGGUGACAAUGUCGAAGGACUUGUGUUUCCUGGCGCGGAGGAGCUUUUAGGCCCUGAUCCGGGUCCUGUGCUUGAGGAAGUUAUCCACUUUGAUAUGUUGUGGCCGCUCAACCAGGAUACGGGUUUGUAUUCGGGGAAUAUACCGAUGUAUGGGAUGGAUAGUUAUUUGUGA